AAAAAUUAUAAAAAUUAAUUGAAAAUGAAUUCAGAACGAUUAUUGGUCCGUUUGAUCUUAAGAAAUGCAUUGUCAAAGAGAACUAUGGCAAGCCAUGGACGUCGUCAUCCAGUAGCAACAAUGAACGACUUGCCAGUUCCACAAGGUGAUUUCUUUGCAAGACAUGCAGCAAACCAACGCAGAUAUAAUACAAUUUUGGCUGCUGGAAUUAUUUCAGUUGUAUCAGGAUUAUAUGCCUGCACUCAAACUGAUGUCAUGUCGUUGAACUUCUCACCACCAGACACAUACGAAUAAGCUGCAAGUAAAAAUUUCAUAAACUUCUGCCGA
Molecule: messenger RNA, 327 nt
Organism: Chironomus riparius
Lineage: Eukaryota; Metazoa; Arthropoda; Insecta; Diptera; Chironomidae
Source: the annotation of a GenBank genome assembly